Molecule: messenger RNA, 1670 nt
Organism: Myotis daubentonii (Daubenton's bat)
Lineage: Eukaryota; Metazoa; Chordata; Mammalia; Chiroptera; Vespertilionidae
Biological process (GO): regulation of DNA-templated transcription
Molecular function (GO): RNA polymerase II cis-regulatory region sequence-specific DNA binding; DNA-binding transcription factor activity, RNA polymerase II-specific
Source: RefSeq, a predicted model, not a curated record
GAAGACAGAGUAUCAGUGGGAAAAUAAGGAGAGAGUGACUCUGAUUUAUGCAAGGCCUGCUCUUUUCUGUGAUGUGGGAGUGGAGGGAGCAGAUGGAUAUGGAGAGUGGAAAGUAUGAUGAAAUUAAAGCCUAGAAGAGAAGCUGAUCAUGGACUGAACUGUGCCCAUUACGACAGGAUAUGAACUUUGAGGAUGUGGCCAUUGCCUUCUCUCAGAAGGAGUGGAGGCUCCUUGAUGAGGCUCAGAGACUUCUGUACUACGAUGUGAUGCUGGAAGUUUUUGCAGCGGUAUCAUCUGUAGGUUGUUGGCAUAAAACGGAUGAUGCGGAGGCCUGUUCUGAGCAGAAUGUAUCCAUAGGAGAGUCACAGGUCAGUGCUUCUAAGACAGCCUCAGCAACCCAGAAGAGCCAUGUCUGUGGGAGGUGUUUCUCAUUGUUAAAAGAUAUUCUGCAUCUGACUGAGUCACAAGGAGCAGACUUUGAACAGAAAGCCUUUAUCAGUGAUGCAUUUGUGAGAGGCUUGUGUUUCAGUGCAAACCCUCACCAGCAACAGAGGGAAGCCAGUGGAGAGAAGCCCUGGAAAGGAGCUGAGGACAGGGCCUCAUUUGUGACCAGGUGCAGCUUCUACUUACCAGGGCUGCCUUCAACCACUAGGGAGGUUGGGGAAGACUUCCCAGCCAUCUCAGAGCUUCUCCAGAACCAGGUCACUCUCAACACUGAGGAGCCACACAGUGGCAGUGAGAUUUCACAGCAAUUACUCAAUAGAGACAGGCAUCACCAGUGGAAUAAAUGUGAAAAAGCUGCCAGCCACAGCCAGAACCUUGUUCAACAUUUGGAUAUCUGCUCUGGAGAAGUGAAAUAUGAAUGCAAUACAUGUGGGAAAGUUUUCAGAUGUAUCUUUAACCUCAAUAGACAUAGGAGAGUUCACACUGGAGAAAAACUUUAUGAGUGUAGCUAAUGUGGGAGGUCAUUCAGGGAAACCUCUGCUCUGAAAAACCAUCAGAGAGUUCACACUGGAGAAAAGCCGUAUGAGUGUAGUGACUAUGGGAAGUUCUUCAGUAAUAGGUCUAUCCUCACUGUACACCAGAGAAUUCACACUGGAGAAAAGCCAUAUGAGUGUAGUGACUGUGGGAAGUUCUUCAGUAAUAGGUCUAUCCCCACUGUACACCAGAGAGUUCACACUGGAGAAAAGCCGUAUGAGUGUAGUGACUGUGGGAAGUUCUUCAGUAAUAGGUCUAUCCUCACUGUACACCAGAGAGUUCACACUGGAGAAAAGCCGUAUGAGUGUAGUGACUGUGGGAAGUUCUUCAGUAAUAGGUCUAUCCUCACUGUACACCAGAGAGUUCACACUGGAGAAAAGCCGUAUGAGUGUAGUGACUGUGGGAAGUUCUUCAGUAAUAGGUCUAUCCUCACUGUACACCAGAGAGUUCACACUGGAGAAAAGCCAUAUGAGUGUAGUGACUGUGGGAAGUCAUUCAGUAAUAGGUCUAUCCUCACUGUACACCAGAGAGUUCACACUGGAGAAAAGCCGUAUGAGUGUAGUGACUGUGGGAAAUCCUUCAGUAAUAGGUCUAUCCUCACUGUACACCAGAGAGUUCACACUGGAGAAAAGCCGUAUGAGUGUAGUGACUGUGGGAAGUCAUUCGGGCAAAUCUCUACUCUCAAUAAUCAU